Molecule: messenger RNA, 3764 nt
Organism: Nematostella vectensis (starlet sea anemone)
Lineage: Eukaryota; Metazoa; Cnidaria; Anthozoa; Actiniaria; Edwardsiidae
Product: glutamate receptor 2
Exons: 16
Coding region: 261-3065 (934 amino acids)
Biological process (GO): modulation of chemical synaptic transmission; monoatomic ion transport; synaptic transmission, glutamatergic
Cellular component (GO): plasma membrane; postsynaptic membrane
Molecular function (GO): glutamate-gated receptor activity; transmitter-gated monoatomic ion channel activity involved in regulation of postsynaptic membrane potential
Source: RefSeq, a predicted model, not a curated record
AAUACCAUUCCCUUGCCUGAAGAUAAGCCAUCGAUGAGUCCAGAAAACCCGCGAUGACCACAAAUAAGCCUUUAAACUUAUUCCCAUCUAAUUUAGUUAAUCUUUUAACAAGUUUUCUCGCAGAGAACAGCCAAGCGCAGCGCGUAAUGUUUUCAUGAUGACUUCAUCUUGUUCCCGCAGUUCGUUAGGGAGAUAGUUGUGAUCUCGGUUACGCUGUAGUUUUGUGGAUUUGUUUUUUCGUGCUAAAUUGCUCGGAGAGGAUGGGUAUUAUACGAGUAUGUCUGUACUUUACCUUUAUUUUCUGGAAUGGCUUCAGUUCAGGAGAAGAUGUUCAACAAAAUAUUGCAGGUGUCGUCUAUCACAAAACAGAUUCCGUGCUGUUCAAAGCUUUCAAAGCGGGUAUUAAGCGACUUAACGAAGACAAGAUGUUACCCCACAACAAGACACUUGAAAUAGCCCAAUUCAAAACCGAUGGGAGGAAUUUGCUCGGAUGCGAUGCGGUCAAGAAACUACGAGAGGCUAGCUGCAUCUUUGACCUGUCAUUUGGCGAUGAGCGAUCGUUUGCUUUAGCGGAGCUUCUCCGAGUGCCAAUGGUCGUGCUGAGACCCAUAUAUGGAAGUCGGUGGAAAAGUGAGUUCGUGUUCACGAUGCAGCCGCCGGAGGAUUCCACUGCUAUGGCUACGGUUAAUCUGCUACAUUACCUGACCAAAGAAUCCAAUGUCAAGAAGGUCGCUAUACUGGCUGAGAGGAAGAGAUCUCACUUGGGAGCACGCAUCUUCUCGCUCCUGCGUCGACGAGAGCGUGUCAUGCCUUACAUGAUGCCAGAGCUUGUGAUAGGCGACGACUCUCAGAACACCAAGGCUCUCACCGAGCUGCUCAGGUCUGGGUUAAGCUACGUCAUACUCGUAUGUCCUCCAAAGGAUAUGAGGGCUCUCAUGGAAAAGGCAAUGAGGCUAGGGUGUGUCAAUAAAGAAUCAAAAUGGAUCACAGCAAAUAUGGAAAUCCCAGGGAACAUUUCGGCCCUCGCUCUUCGCGGUCUCCUUGGCAUCCGUUUACACGCGACUGAUACUGGGAGACUGAGGCGAGAGGUCGGCAACAACAGGGGCUACCCAGAAAUCACUGGGCUGACCUAUGCCGUGCUUAACGACUCCAUGUACGUUGUUGGGCUGGCUAUAAGAAAGAUGAUGCUGAGUCCGAUUAUUGUGGACGAGACAAAAAGUAACAAAUACUGCCCUAAGAAUUUGGUCACUACGCCAGGGAAGAGACACAACAUACUCAACUUCUUGAGUAAGGUCAACUAUCAAGGUUUCACUGGACCGGUGGUUUUCAAGCAAGGAUCAAACGAAAGAGUCGUCCAAAUAUUUGACAUUUUGAAUCUGCAACUGCAGGAAGACGAGCAAACGACUAGAAAAAUCAGGAUUGGACACUUAGUAAAUAACGAAACUAGAGCCAGCAAGAUCACGAUGGACACAGAAGAGAAAAUAUUUUGGAACGGAGAAUACUGGGGUGAUAUUCAAUGCGAGUUCCGCGGUAAAGAGACCAUCAAAGCGCCUCCAGUCCAGCACAAAGUUCUUAUCGUCACCGUGAGAGAGGACGAACCGUUCAUGAUGAUCAAACCCAACGCGUCGCUUCUUAAAGGUAACGACCGUUACCGUGGCUUUAGUAAGGACCUGAUGGAGCUGCUCUCAAGAAAGCUCAAUUUCCGGUACGAGAUUCGCAUCAGCAAGGAGAGUUCAUAUGGCUCCAAGGUAGAGGGCCAGUGGCAGGGGCUUAUUGGAGAGCUAGUCCGAGAGGAAGCGGACAUUGCACUUGGUCCAAUUACCAUAACAGCCGAGCGGGAGGAGGUGAUCGACUUCAGUAAGCCUUUCCUUGAUUUUCGCAUCGCCAUGAUCCUACAGCAGCCUACUGGCGAAGAAGUCAACCUGUUCGCUUUUCUUCUUCCUUUCGACGAAAAGCUUUGGCUCACCACAUUAGGAGUGGUCGGUUUAGUGUCUCUUAUUGUCUGGUUUUUGGAUCGGUUCAGCCCUCAAGGUUACAAGACCCAGGCAGAGAAGUCGGGUGAGGGUGAAGGCGACGAGUUCAGCUUGUCCAACAGUCUCUGGUUCGCUGUUGCCUCAAUUCUUCAGCAGGGUGGGGAUAAUACACCUCGGUCGACUUCUGGAAGGGUGUUGGCGGCGGCAUUCUGGCUCUUCACACUCAUCUUAAUCUCCACCUACACUGCAAACUUGGCGGCGUAUUUCACAGCCAAGAGCAUUCGAUCAAAGAUCAACUCUCUGGAGGAUCUUGUCAGUCAAAACACAGUAAAGUACGGCGUCCAGGAAGGGGGGUCACUCUUCACAUUCUUUAGCGAGUCCAAGGUCGACAUAUACGCCACAAUGUUCCAGCAGAUGAAAUCCCAGGAGACAUUUGUAAAUGGCACACAGUACGGCGUCCUUAAGGCUCGUACGCAACCGUUUGCUUACUUGACAGACCAACCCUCACUCGAUUACUACAACAUGCGUAAGCCCUGCAACACGAUGUUAGUGAAAAACCUGCUUGACGCCAAGAGUUAUGCGCUAGCGAUGAGGAGAAACUCGGAGUGGACAAACUUGAUAUCUGUCGCCAUCUUAGAGCUCCGUGAGGAGGGUGAGAUCGAGAAGAGUCGUCUGCGCUGGUGGGAUGACAGCAGCGAGUGUCCGACGGGGCCAUCAACGGACUCAUCGCCGCAAAGACUGGAGCUGCACAGCUUGGCCGGAGUGUUUAUCAUCCUAGGCGGCGGCGCGACCAUCUCACUGGUGUUACUGCUGGUGGAGAAUAAAUGCAGAAACGUUCUCGAACCGGGCAGGCCAGAGUCUCCUGAGGGCGAUGAGACGGACGCUCUGACACGACCCGCGCCGGCGAUCACAGCAAACGGCGGCACAGAGCUGAAGCUAAUAAAUAACUCCGAGCGACGCCAGGAACCGGACGGGAAGAACAGGAGGGCAUCACCCAAGCCGGACAGCAUACAAAACCGUGCCCGCGCGCAGCCUGGGUACGACCUCAGGAUCCCAACCGUCUACGCAUCCGCCCCAGAAAGUAAUCUCUAGAUCAAGUCCAGUUUUUGCGGUGAUUAAAGAGAUUUAGUCAGCUACCAUUAUUUUCAGCCUCCAUUUUGUCAGCGAAGGAGCUAAAAGGGUAGUAUUGGGAAUCAAUCAUUUUCGCCAAAUCUUUGAAAUUUUUAACGAAUGGAUUGAUAAAAAUAAAAUGAAGCCAUGUUUUAGGUGAUUAUCUUAUUUGUCUGUCCCAUCAUGCACCUCUUUCCUUUAGAUCUAGCAUAAUAUAAUUCCAAAAGGGAACUUUGAAAUUCUAGGAAAAAAACUGUAAAGUAUUUGAAUGACGAAAGCAGGGCCUAAAAAGUGGAUUAUUGAAAAUGACUUGAGUUAGCCACCCUGGUAGCCGGUUGAGAAAGUGACGGACGCUUGGUACCGAAACCUUAGAAAGCAGAAGUUGAAGUUCUCAAAGUAACAGUUGAGGUCUAAAACCCGAAGAGUUGAACCCUUCUGUGUCUUUUACAAAGUGGGAUUUAGGGGUUCCGGGAUAGGCCUCGUCCCCAUUCGGACUGAAAAUUUAAAAAAACAAUGUAUGAGGUCUAAGACCUAAAUUUGUCUCUCGCCAUACGUUUAUUGGAUCCCUCUUUUAGAUGGUGAUCCUGGGCCCGUUGCGGUGGUAGGAAACAAUGUUGUUAGUGGCAUUAGUGUUGAGGUCAUUGUGAUUAUCUGCUUUAGUGAAAUAAAGACGAAAAAAUA